AGAGUUAAUUAUUUAUUCCAACGAUGAUUGAGAUUGAAAAUUGGAUCAAUAAACACUGAAAUAAAUUUAGGAUUCAUAAUUGUGAUGUUAAUAAUGAUUAGUUGUGUAAUUAUUGUGUCAACAAUACUGGCUAAUAGGAAAUAGGCCCAUCAUCUUGUAACCAUAGACAGCCAACAUUAUGAGGGUUAUCUAAUUAACUUGAUUACAAUUUUACUUCAACUUCUACAUGGAACAAUUUGAUUCAGUUGAGAAAAUCCUUCAGGGUGACAAUAAUUGUUAUCAAAAGAUCCAAAAUGGUUAAAUUCGCUAGGUUAUCGUUCUUUCUGUUUUCUCUUGCUGCUUUAGUUUCACCAAUUUUCGGACAAGAUUAUUCUGCUUAUCUGAAUAACAGAAUUUUCCAGCCAUGUAUGAAGCCAGUUUGUUAUGAUGAUGUCGGAUGUUUUCAACCCUUCAAAUUGCAAGCGUAUUUAGGUUUACCACCGGUGGCCGCCUGUCCUCAACCUCCCGAUGAACUUGGUGUUGAGUUUAAGGUGAUGAGAUACAACAAUUCAUACGAGUUUUUCAAUCUCUUUGGUAUAUCUCCCAAUUCAUCGGUUGCUUACGUAAUACCGGGAUACAGAUCUGAGCAUACAGAACUGUUUAACAUGGAAUUAGUUGAUGGUCUGUUGAAACAUUAUGAUCAAAUCGUUCUGGUUCGGUGGGAUCUUGGUGCCAAUCCAUCCUUGUUAUUUGAUAUUCCUGUUACUAGAUAUAACAAAUUUCUUGCAGCUGCUAACUCUGAAGCAGUUGGUCGAAUAAUUGGUAAUUCAAUUGAUUUCAUCGUUAACAACCGUUCCAUUAAUCCAGAUAAUAUUACUCUUGUUGGUCAUGGCCUUGGAGGUAAUACAAUCCAUUUUGCUGCUGAUUGGAUCAAGGAAAAGUACAAUUUAACCGUUGGAAAAGCAGUGGUACUAGAUCCUGACGCGAUACCAUUUUAUUUUUCUAAUAAAAAGAUAUCUGGUAAAGGAGAUGCUAAGAUUGUAGAUGUGAUUCAUUCAACUUUUGUAGCUCCUGUUCCUGUUUUAGGACAACGUUUUGCGGGUAACACAAAAACAGGAGCUUUGACUCCAACGGGAGAUUCAGAUUAUUUUAUUAAUUUCCCCGAUUCUUGGAAUGAUCAACCAGGCUGUGAUGGACUUGAAUUUUGUUCAUCACAUUUCUCCAUAAUGACUUUUGCUGCUUCGCUCCAUGGAUGUCGAUUUGAAACUAAACCUUGUUCUAGUAACAUAUUUCAGCGAUUUACAUCUAAAGAGGUGGGUUUGGAUAGCUCUCAAACUGGUCCACAGGGUCGAAUCUGUAUUAAAGUAUCAGAGAAGCCGAUUAAACGUUGUUCAUGAUUAUUGAUUGAAGUAACAUUUUUAUGUCAUUUAAACGAGAAACCGACGGUUUAAUGAUAUUGGCUCUCUUGUCAUAAUUAAACAUUUAUGCUAUUGACAUUUCUUUGUUCAUAUCAAUGUUUACCAUUGUCAUAUCAAAUUUUUCCAAAAUAUAAGCAAAGUGCUAAUCACAAUUAUAAAUAAUAAAACAUGGUAUUAACUUAUCCAA
This is a messenger RNA of Tetranychus urticae (two-spotted spider mite), 1584 nucleotides long. Its product is annotated as inactive pancreatic lipase-related protein 1. Gene Ontology annotation, molecular function: lipase activity. NCBI's taxonomy places the organism in Eukaryota, Metazoa, Arthropoda, Arachnida, Trombidiformes, Tetranychidae. The record is from RefSeq and is a predicted model, not a curated record. Gene Ontology annotation, biological process: lipid catabolic process.